Nannospalax galili (Upper Galilee mountains blind mole rat) is the source of this 1927-nucleotide messenger RNA. RefSeq names its product family with sequence similarity 124 member B (gene Fam124b). NCBI's taxonomy places the organism in Eukaryota, Metazoa, Chordata, Mammalia, Rodentia, Spalacidae. The record is from RefSeq and is a predicted model, not a curated record. Gene Ontology annotation, cellular component: nucleoplasm. The transcript is spliced from 2 exons. Bases 173 to 1537 code for a protein of 454 amino acids.
CAACUCUUGUAUGUGGCAGAGUCCACACUUAAGUGACAUUCCCUGCCAGAGCACCGCGGAGCCUGGAGUAUGUGUGAUCUGGCUAAGCGCUCCUUUGGAAGGAGCUGAAGUUUUUCUAGAAGCUGAAGGGUCGGAGUGAGUCCUUGGUCACUUUGUCUUCACCAGGCCUGCCAUGGAAGGGACGCAGGAGCCUUUGGUCAUGAUCGUGCAUCUCCUAGCCGACUCUGGGCACGGCUCGCUUCUGCAGCGGGCUCUGGACCAACUCCUGGAUUGCAUCUGGCCAGAGGUGCACCUCUUCCUGGUGUCUGAGAGGGUCAGACGCGUGAGCUACCAUGAAAAGUACCACCCUCGGAGGGCCCGCUUCCCCGGCAUGUCUGUUUUGCUCUUUCUGCAGGAAAGCCUUGGAGAGGAGCGAUUGUUUCGCGUUUUGGACUUCCUACGGAAUCCACCCUGGCAGGGCUUCCCUACCCACCACGCGCAGGGGAAGCCCUGUCCCUAUCUCCCCCCAAAUCAAGAGUUCUACAGCCUGCACAACCAGAUGCCAGUGUGGGGCGUGAGGCAGGUGCACUGUGGCACCGAGAUCCUCAGGGUGACUCUGUACUGCAGUUUUGAUAACUACGAAGAUGCAAUCAGACUCUAUGAGAUGAUCCUACAAAGGGAAGCCACCGUGCAAAAGAGCAACUUCUGUUUCUUUGUGCUCUACGCCACCGAGGGCUUCAGCCUGCAACUCUCUCUGAAGCAGCUGCCUCUGGGAAUGUCGGUAGACCCCAAAGAUUCUUCCGUAUUGCAGUUCAAGGUUCAAGAGAUCGGCCAGCUGGUGCCUCUUCUACCCAACCCGUGUGUUCCCAUCAGCAGCACCAGGUGGCAGACCCAGGACUACGAUGGCAACAAGAUUCUGCUACAGGUUCAGUCAAAGCCAGGACUUGCUGUUAGGAGUGGUGAACUUUCCCUUCUAAACGGCAGUUUGAGAGGUGACAUGAAUCCCCAGGGCUCCCUGAUGAAUCCUGUCUCUGCACAGAGAACCGUACAGCCCAGGAGCCAGAGGAGUUGGAGCAGAAGGUUCAAGGUACGUUCUCUGGAGCUUGCGGAGCCCAGUGGGACAUUAGAAAACGCCAGUGGCCAUUUGUGGAAAAGCCCUGGCUGGUUCUCCCAGGCCAGCAGCUCAGUCAUGGGCACCCAGCGGCACCUGCUUUCUCCCCCCAUGGCACCUGGGAUCAGAAUGAACGCCCGUAAGGAAAGCAGCUUCCAGAAGCUGGAGGCAGAGACAGAUGUUGACACCGGAUUCACUGUCAUCAAUUCUGAACCCAGGCGAUCUUUUCUGAGCAGAUUUCCAAGGGAUUUUCAGAUGAGCCCACCACCACACUGCUUGUCAGGCUCAUCUUUAGAGCCGACUGCUUCCCAAAGCCAAAGACUCUUUAAGGAAAGAGUCGGUCCUCUGUCACUUCCUGGUCAAAGAGACUUUGGUGCAAAGAUAAUCUCAAAAUGUUCACAUCAUCUGCCAGUCCAGGGUGAAGGAAAGGAAGAAUUCUUUAUAUAGCAUAGAACAAACGUGCUAUUGUAAGACACAAGAUAAGAGAAUGUUCUAGAAUCAGGACGCUGGCUUUUCUCUUUGCUGUGAUAAAAUCUUGGACAAAAGCUACAAGGAAGGGAUGGUUUUGACUCAGGAUUUGAGGGUGCAGCCGUCGUGGCUGGGAAGGCAUGGAACAGGAGUGCCGAAGCAGCUGGUUACGCGUUACGCGAGGGCGAUGGAUGGUCAGCUUGCUUUUCUCCUUUUUAAUCCACUUGGGACACUAGCCCGUGGGGUGGUGCCGCCGUUUUCAGGAUGUGUCUUCCUUCUAUAGUUAAACUUUUCUAGAAACACCUUCAGAGACACACCCAGAGGUAUGUUUCCAUGAUGAUUCUGAAUCUAGUCAAGUUGACAACGAGG